Molecule: messenger RNA, 3654 nt
Organism: Paramecium primaurelia
Lineage: Eukaryota; Ciliophora; Oligohymenophorea; Peniculida; Parameciidae
Source: the annotation of a GenBank genome assembly
AUGGUUUAAGUCAAGUUCAUAGUCUUGUUAAUCUGUGCAUUGACACUGACCUAAGGUACCUCUUAUUUUUAUGUCAAGCUUUUGAAGCUGAGGGCACACUCUUGUCGAUGUCAUUAAAUGAGAUUAGCAACCUCAAUUUAGGGGAUGUUAAUUGUUAAAACACAUCUUAACAAUAGUUUGUGUAGUUGGAACAAAAUCUCGAGUCAUGGGCCGAUAUCAUCGAUCACAAGGAUGACAUUUAAAAAGAUAUUAACACUCUGAAAUAAUUAGAAGUCAUCUUACUUUAAGUCAAGAAAUAAACAUAAAAGAAGAGUAUUUUAAUUUAUUUAAUUUCUAGAGAUUGCUCCAUAACAAUUGAAAUAAAUAAAUUAAGUUGUGACUAAAAAAAUUAAGUCUUUAGUUCUUCCAUAAACAGCAAGCAAAAUUGGAUAAGCACAUUGCGAUGAAAUUGAAAGAUAAUUAGAGAGAUUAAGCAGUGAUAAUGAGUCAGAAAGAAGUGAAUGUUGUGAUGCUCUUCUCAAAUUGGCUACUUUUCUCAUAAGACAAUUAUCUAGCAUUAAUUAAUAAUGCCAUCAAAAUCCAGUCACUGUCAUUAAAAUUAAAGGAUAAAUCAAAGAAUUACAUAUCAUCUAAGGAGGAUGUGGAGGAGGACAAACUAUUGACAUUCCUAUGGGAGGAGGAUCAGAUGAAAAAUGUGAUAAACCAGAAACACCAACCAAACCUACAGAUCCUACUACUCCUGAUACUCCAACAGAUGACCCAGUACCAGACCCUGAAAAAGAAGAAGAAACAACUGAAGAAGAAACUGAAGUUGAAGAAACAGAAACUGAAGAAGGUGAAACAACACCACCAGGACCAGAUGCUGAAGAAGAAGGUGAAACAACACCACCAGGACCAGAUGCAGAGGAAGAAGGUGAAACAACACCACCUGGACCAGAUGCAGAGGAAGAAGGUGAAACAACACCACCUGGACCAGAUGCAGAGGAAGAAGGUGAAACAACUCCACCAGGACCAGAUGCUGAAGAAGAAGGUGAAUCAACUCCACCAGGACCAGAUGCAGAGGAAGAAGGUGAAACAACUCCACCAGGACCAGAUGCUGAAGAAGAAGGUGAAACUACACCACCAUCAGCUGAAGAGGAACUUCAUGAACCAGCUGAAGAAGAAGAAGAAUCAUUCGGUGGCGAUGAAAAAAAUAAUACAUCUGGGCCAGGAGAUAUUCCAGAAGAUGGAGAGGAAGAGGGAUUCUUACCAGAGGAAGAAUUUAGCCCAGAAGAUGGACCAUAACCUGAGGGGGAAGGAACUGAAGAGGAGGGAGGUGAAGAUGGAGAGCCUUCAAAACCUACAAGACAAAGCAGAGCAAGCAAACCUACCAGACCAAGCCGACCUGCAGAAAAUCCAGAAGAGGAAGGAUUACCUGAAGGAGAAGAGGAAGAAGGUGAGGAAGAGCCCUCAAAACCUACAAGACAAAGCAGAGCAAGCAAACCUACCAGACCAAGCCGACCUGCAGAAAAUUCAGAAGAGGAAGGAUUACCUGAAGGAGAAGAGGAAGAAAGCGAAUUCCCAGGAGAUAUUCCAUCAAAUAAAAAUGGAACUUCAACACUUCCAGAUUUACCUGAAGAAGGUGAGGAAGCUUGUGAAGAAGAAGGUGAAGCAGGUGAAGAAGGAACUACAGAACCACCUUAAAAUCCAGAAGGUGAAGAAGCAGGCGAAGAAGCAGGUGAAGAAGGAACUACAGAACCACCUUAAAAUCCAGAAGGUGAAGAAGCAGGUGAAGAAGAAGAAGNACCAGAUGCAGAGGAAGAAGGUGAAACAACUCCACCAGGACCAGAUGCUGAAGAAGAAGGUGAAACUACACCACCAUCAGCUGAAGAGGAACUUCAUGAACCAGCUGAAGAAGAAGAAGAAUCAUUCGGUGGCGAUGAAAAAAAUAAUACAUCUGGGCCAGGAGAUAUUCCAGAAGAUGGAGAGGAAGAGGGAUUCUUACCAGAGGAAGAAUUUAGCCCAGAAGAUGGACCAUAACCUGAGGGGGAAGGAACUGAAGAGGAGGGAGGUGAAGAUGGAGAGCCUUCAAAACCUACAAGACAAAGCAGAGCAAGCAAACCUACCAGACCAAGCCGACCUGCAGAAAAUCCAGAAGAGGAAGGAUUACCUGAAGGAGAAGAGGAGGGAGGUGAGGAAGAGCCCUCAAAACCUACAAGACAAAGCAGAGCAAGCAAACCUACCAGACCAAGCCGACCUGCAGAAAAUCCAGAAGAGGAAGGAUUACCUGAAGGAGAAGAGGAGGGAGGUGAGGAAGAGCCCUCAAAACCUACAAGACAAAGCAGAGCAAGCAAACCUACCAGACCAAGCCGACCUGCAGAAAAUCCAGAAGAGGAAGGAUUACCUGAAGGAGAAGAGGAGGGAGGUGAGGAAGAGCCCUCAAAACCUACAAGACAAAGCAGAGCAAGCAAACCUACCAGACCAAGCCGACCUGCAGAAAAUCCAGAAGAGGAAGGAUUACCUGAAGGAGAAGAGGAGGGAGGUGAGGAAGAGCCCUCAAAACCUACAAGACAAAGCAGAGCAAGCAAACCUACCAGACCAAGCCGACCUGCAGAAAAUCCAGAAGAGGAAGGAUUACCUGAAGGAGAAGAGGAGGGAGGUGAGGAAGAGCCCUCAAAACCUACAAGACAAAGCAGAGCAAGCAAACCUACCAGACCAAGCCGACCUGCAGAAAAUCCAGAAGAGGAAGGAUUACCUGAAGGAGAAGAGGAGGGAGGUGAGGAAGAGCCCUCAAAACCUACAAGACAAAGCAGAGCAAGCAAACCUACCAGACCAAGCCGACCUGCAGAAAAUUCAGAAGAGGAAGGAUUACCUGAAGGAGAAGAGGAAGAAAGCGAAUUCCCAGGAGAUAUUCCAUCAAAUAAAAAUGGAACUUCAACACUUCCAGAUUUACCUGAAGAAGGUGAGGAAGCUUGUGAAGAAGAAGGUGAAGCAGGUGAAGAAGGAACUACAGAACCACCUUAAAAUCCAGAAGGUGAAGAAGCAGGCGAAGAAGCAGGUGAAGAAGGAACUACAGAACCACCUUAAAAUCCAGAAGGUGAAGAAGCAGGUGAAGAAGAAGAAGGUUGGGUACCAGGAGAUAUUCCAAAAGGCAAAAAUGGAACAUCUACAUUGCCUGACUUACCUGAGGGUGAAGAAGGAGCCGAGGAAGGAGGUGAAGAAGUUGGAGGAGAAGAAGGAGGAGAAGAAGGUGAAGAAACUCCAGGUGAAGAUACUGAGGAAACCCCAGAUUAACCAGAAGAAUAAGAAGAAAAGUAAUUGUAAUUGUAAUAAAAUUAGAUGUUAAGAAACUGUUGAAAUCACUGCAACCAACGCUGCUGACAUUAUGUGUGCUUUAGGAUAAUAUUUGAGUUAAUUGGCUCAUGGAGGAUCACCUUCUGACAGUCCUAACGCUAAGAAGGUUUGCUUCUGCUUGAAAUAUGAACCAGGUAUAUAAAAAUUAUUAAUUUUAGAUAACGCUGAUCCUUCAUUGCUACAAUUAACUUAAAAGGUUAGCAAGAAAUAAAGAAAAGAAUAAGAUGGCAUAUUAAAAGCAUUAAUUCCUAAUAGGAGAAUUUGAAUAUGAACAAACUUUUUUUAUUUUUUGAUUUAAAUAAAAAAAGUAAACUUGUCGAU